This is a messenger RNA of Spinacia oleracea (spinach), 2094 nucleotides long. RefSeq names its product protein FAR-RED IMPAIRED RESPONSE 1-like. Gene Ontology annotation, biological process: regulation of DNA-templated transcription. NCBI's taxonomy places the organism in Eukaryota, Viridiplantae, Streptophyta, Magnoliopsida, Caryophyllales, Amaranthaceae. The record is from RefSeq and is a predicted model, not a curated record. Bases 1 to 2094 code for a protein of 697 amino acids. The transcript is spliced from 6 exons.
AUGGUAGUAACUGCCUACGGGGAAGAGGAGGAAGUUCUUGAAUUGAAGGUUGGUAUGGUGUUUCCUUGUUGGGAGGAGAUUGAAGAACAGUUUAGGGGGUAUGCCAAACAAAAGGGUUUUGGUAUUGCCCGUCGUUGUGGUACGGUGAAAUCUGUGGUUGGUUCUGAUAAAGAGAAAGGAAUCGGGAAAGAGAAGCGUAAUUGUUUGUGGACUUCUCAAACUUAUAACUUAAUGGCGGUGCAACGGAAUGGUAGAGGUAGAAUGCCUUUCCUACGGAAGGAUCUUAAUGAAGUGGUUGCGAAGGUUAGGAAGGCAAGGACAAGUGGUGGUGAUGCGAGGGCAACGUUUGACUAUUUUAAGAAGAUGAAAGCGGAUAAUUCUGAUUUUUUUCACGUGUACCGGCAAGAUGCAAAAGGGAUGUUGCAGGAUGUUUUAUGGGUUGAUGCUCGUAGUAGAGCUGCUUAUGAGGAGUUUGGUGAUGUUGUCUGCUUUGAUAGUACGUACUUGACCAAUAAAUAUAAAAUGCCGUUUGCGAACUUUGUUGGUGUGAAUCAUCAUGGUCAGAGCAUAUUACUUGGAUGUGCGCUUGUUUCGCAUGAAAAUAGUGACACUUUUGAGUGGAUUUUCGGCAAUUGGUUAGAAUGUAUGGCUGGUAAAGCCCCAAUUGGGAUAUUGACUGAUCAAGAUCCCGCGAUGAGGAGGGCUUUGAGAACAACCAUGAGCAAUACAUGUCAUAGGUGGUGCAUAUGGCACAUUCUUCAGAAGUUUAGUAGGAAGCUUGGAACGCAUGUAGAGUACCCCGAUUUAAAGGUAGACUUGGAGCGCGCAAUAUAUGAUAGUCUAACAUGUGAUGAGUUUGAAUUAAAUUGGGCAACAGCGAUGGAGAGGUACCAGGUUGAUGAUGAUUGGCUUGAAGGGUUGUAUGCGGAAAGGAACAUGUGGGUUCCUGCGUAUGUGAAGCAUUUAUUUUGGGCUGGCAUGAAGACGACCCAACGAGUUGAAAGUUUAAACAGCUUUUUUGAUCAAUUUGUACACAAGCAUACUCAUUUGUAUGAGUUUGUUGAGGCUUACUGUGAAGCAAUGGAGGCAAGGGCAAAUGAAGAAAGUAUGGCCGAUACGAGCACUGCGAGAAAUCUAAGGCAAAUUGUCACCUGUUUCCCAGCUGAGGAACUUUUCCAGAAAUUAUACACGGACGCCAAAUUUCAUGAGGUCCAAAGAGAGUGUAGUAGGGUACUGUACGUGCGGUGUUUGAGCAAGAAAAUGUUGGAUGAGUCUGUUGAAGAGUACGAGCUUGAGGAUAGGGUUUGGAUAAAGCCUAAACACGCAAGGAAGGAGAUUGUUACGAAGCAUAAGACGAAGCAUAUGAUAUUGGUUUAUGACUUGAAUAACCAGACUGAAAUUCCUGGCAAGUACAUACUUCAUCGUUGGCGGAAAGAUGUUGAAAGGAAGCAUACGAAGGUCAGGGUGAUGUACCACGACCCAUUGAAGACAGAAGUUGUGUGUAGGUACGAUAAGCUAAUGGUGUUGUUUGGGCCUUUACUUUCAAGGGCAGCUACCUACAAAGAGUCGAUGGAUGUUGUUGUUGAAAUAUCUCACUUGUUGGCAAUGCGUUUGGAUGAGAAGAUUUCAAUGCUUGACAGGCAAAGGCAAAAUGAGGAUGUUGUAGUUGGUACCCCGUCAUCUGUGUGUUUGGAGAAAGGUGGUACGGAAUUGACCCCCUCAUCCGUUGGCCAGUUACAACCUAUUGGGGUACGACGUACGAUGGUGUUUGAUUUCCCACAAACGAAUGAACAUGAAGGAAGUUGUGCCGGUGGUGGUGGUGUAUCGGGAAGCGUUGGAGGUUUAUCUGGCAGCUUUGCUCGGGGUUUAUCAGGAAGCUUCAAUGAUAGAAUAGAUGCAAUGGAUGCAAUUGCAGCUGGUUUAACAUGUGGCUUUGGUCAUGAUGAUGAUGAUGUUGGUGGCAGUCCUAGCCUUGAAAGCAUAGAUGUGGGCCUAGAUGGGGUCCAAGCAAAUGGCAAUGAGGUCAUGUACCGAGCGUCUGAAGCGGCCAAUUACCCAAGAACAACUAAUGAACAGAGAGACUCUAACUCCUAG